UAAUGUCUCAUGUAUUAGAAGAUUUAAGGAGAGUCUUCCCAAAAAAGUCAUUUCUACUCUAAACCUAUAUGUUAGGUUGUUUUUACUUGAUACAUUAACAAUUAAAUGUUGAUGAAAAGAAGAAAGAGAAACAAAUUAUGCCAAUAUGGAGAUCAAAAUUGAUUGAAAAUCAACAUCAACGACAUUUGAAAUAAUUUUAAUUGAAAAUCUUAAUUGAUUAAUAAAUACCACUCAAACCUUAACAUAAAUCAUCUUAUGGCUUGAUGGAAUUCAGUAAUAGAUUGUCAUUUAUAUUUUAGGAACACCCUAAUUCGUUGAAUAUCAAAACUUGAAUCCACUAAAUACAACUUCAUAAGUGGUAUUAUUUCAUUUAAUCCUUUAGCAUACUUUACAAAUUGACUCUAAAUAGAUUCAGAAUUUCAGUUUAGAUGAUUUAACAACUAUACAAAGUGAAUUUAUCCCAGAUUUAAAAACAGAUUUGUAAAUACAGAAAUCUGUGGAUAUGACAUAGAGUUGCAUCUUUUGA
This is a messenger RNA of Paramecium pentaurelia, 526 nucleotides long. NCBI's taxonomy places the organism in Eukaryota, Ciliophora, Oligohymenophorea, Peniculida, Parameciidae. The record is from the annotation of a GenBank genome assembly.